AUGUACCACCAGGCACUUAUAUUUGGAGCCUCAGGGAUCUCCGGGUGGGCUGUAACACGCGCGGCGGUGCUUUCAAAGCCGCCCUUCGCCUUUGACAAAGUCAUUGGUCUCACCAACCGGACCCUGAGCAUCAAAGACUCGAGUCUGCCUGAAGACCCCAGACUGGAGUUGAAAUCUGGACUCGACCUCAGCUUGGGUGUUAGCGCCGUCGUGGACGUGUUGAGGACUAUAAAUGGUAUCGAAAACACGACACAUGUCUACUUCACUGCGUACAUUCAUGGCGCAUUUGGUGAGACCAACAGCGAUGCCCGUACGCGCAUCAAUGUCGAAAUUCUGCGCAAUGCCGUACUAGCAGUGGAGACACUAUCACCAGCGCUACGUUUCUGGACGCUCCAAUCGGGGGCAAAGUGGUAUGGGACAGAAUUCUCUCACAUCCUCAAACCCAAAACUCCUUUCAAAGGAACCGACCCUCGAAUCCCAUCACCAUACGCAGAUCAUUGCUUCUAUUACCCCCAAGAAGGUUUAUUACAGAAUCUAUCACAGGGGAAGGGCUGGGAUUUUGCCAAUAUUAUCCCCGACUCAAUCAUCGGAUUUGUGCCAAAUGGCAACCCAAUGACCAUCGCACACCCAAUCGGGCUAUAUCUAGCACUGUGGAAAUCAUUUGGGGGCUCAAAGGAAGUCGCUUUCCCAGGCACUCCUACCUCGUAUCGGACCCUGCAUGCAGACUCUGCGCAAGAUCUCCUAGGUGACUUCACAAUCUUUCUCUCGAUGCAAGGUGACAAGGUAGCCGGACAGUCUUUCAAUAUCGCCGACAACGACAGCGUGACUUGGCAGUCCACUUGGCCGGGCAUCUGUUCUUACUUUGGCCUGCACGGCACUGAUCCAGUUGAGGAUUCGGCCCUUCCACAAGGCGAAAAGUGGGUGAUGGAUUUGAAACCACAGUGGGAACAAUGGGAAAGGCAGCAUAGCCUGAAGAAAGGCACUGUUGCUAACGCACCCUGGGAUUUCUUCACUCUCAUUGUGUAA
Exophiala aquamarina CBS 119918 is the source of this 1026-nucleotide messenger RNA. RefSeq lists its product as uncharacterized. Bases 1 to 1026 code for a protein of 341 amino acids. The transcript has 4 exons. The record is from RefSeq and is a predicted model, not a curated record. Lineage: Eukaryota; Fungi; Ascomycota; Eurotiomycetes; Chaetothyriales; Herpotrichiellaceae.